Molecule: messenger RNA, 3525 nt
Organism: Clunio marinus
Lineage: Eukaryota; Metazoa; Arthropoda; Insecta; Diptera; Chironomidae
Source: the annotation of a GenBank genome assembly
UUUCGAUGUUGGAUUAUUCAGUAUUGUAUUUAUACCGUGCGGGGUGAUGUGGAUAAAGGAAUUAAAAAAGUAGAAAGUAGAUUUAAGGAACGCAAACCACAAUGAAAUUUCGUGUAAUCAGAUUUGCAAAUAAGGAAAUGCGUGGGUGAUAAACCUAAAAGGAUCGUGUAACAAAAAGAAGGAAACGAAGAAAAUUUUAACAACUUAAUCAAACAAAGAACUUUGUGUGAAGAAAAUCUUAACAAAAAUCACAAUGAAAUCACAAAGAAUUUUUGAAAAGAAAAUUUCUACGCUAAGAAAAUUUUAACAUCGUAUGAAAGUAUAAAAGAAAAAAAAUAAAAUUAUUGUGACUGUGUUGAAAAGAAAUAGAAAAAAAUGAAAGCGAAAAACGCGAUGGAAUAUUUAUAGCAUCAUCUGGUAUCUGUCCCACGUGAUCGCAUAACGUUGCUACUUACAUACAUCUGUUUUCCGUAUCUUUCUUCCCAGAACUUUUGUUGUCUCCUUUUUGUUUUAUUUGUGCAAGCAAUACAAAAAAUUAUGGAACCACCAAUUGCUAACUCAACUUUCGAUUUCAUCGAUUUGUCUAUCAAUAAAUCGAUAGAUUUUGUUGUACAAACAGUGAAGCAGAUUUUCGGACUGAUUUUCUGUCUUGUAUCAAUGUUGUUGAUAGGAAGAAUUUUAAAUUCUUUGUUAUCUAAGCCGGUUGAAGAGAAGAAGAUUGAGAUCAAGGAAGAUCAACAACAAUCUGAAAUUAAAGAAGAAAUAUUAAAAAAUUCUGCAGAAGUUUCUUCUGAAGUUAAGCAAGAAUCACCUGAAAGAGAAAUAUCGGGAUGGGAAAGUCAACCGCUUCAUGAACCGCGAAUUUUAUGUCACGAAAUCACUUCGUCAAACCUUACAGCGAAAACAAUAAAAAAACAGUUGAAACGAAAAUGUAUGAGUGUUGGUCCCAUAAUGCUCUCACCAAACUCACAAAUUGUCAGAACUUUAAACGUAGAGGACAGAGAAGAACGCUAUCAUUACGAUAUUCUUCCUGUUGACACGGUGAAAACAGUUGAAGGAGAAGUUGCGGAGAAUGUAUCCGAACCUCGCUCCACGCCAGUCAUUCCCGAUGAAAUCAUCUAUGCAGACAGUCCUGACAGUAGUCUUUAUGGAUCUGAAGAUGAAGAACAAGAAGACGUUUCACAGUAUCGUCGGGGUGGAUAUCAUCCGAUACAUCUUGGCGAUGUUCUUCACAGUCGUUAUCGUGUAGUUCGUAAAGUCGGUUGGGGACAUUUUUCUACUGUUUGGUUGUGUCGUGAUCUUGAAGAAGAGAAAUAUGUUGCAUUGAAAGUGGUGAAAUCUGCACAGCAUUAUACAGAAACUGCGGCAGAUGAAAUUAGACUUUUGGAAGUGAUUCGAGAUGCUGAUCCAUUCGAUCAUAAUCACGAUAGAGUUGUUAAGCUGUUAAAUCAUUUCACAGUUCGUGGAGUCAACGGAGUGCAUACUUGCUUAGUUUUCGAAGCUUUAGGAUGUAGUUUGUAUAAGUUAAUCGUCAAAAGUAACUAUCAGGGUUUAGCUAUUCAGCAAGUUAAAUCAAUAAUUAAGCAGGUAUUACAAGGUUUGGAUUAUCUUCAUACGAAAUGUCACAUCAUACACACCGACGUCAAGCCUGAGAACAUUCUGAUUGUGAUGGAUAAUGCUGCUUCAAUUAAUCAACAAAUUGAUGAAGCCAUCACAAGUCUUAAAGGACGAGGAUAUGGCGCGCAUUGGUUUCCCGAUUCGUAUGUUAGUACUUUAGAAAAACGAUCAAAAAAAUCACCGUCACCAUUGGCACAAUCCGAAACAUUAUCAGCCAUUAAUCCCAUUAAAGAUCAUGCUGAUGAAGAUAAAAUUCUACCAACGUCGGUUGCCAUUGAUUCCCAUUCUGUUCCUUUAGCAAACAGUCUUGACUUAUCCUCGGAUGAUGAUCAUUUGGAGAAGUUGACUGGAGCGUCUUCAAGCACGACAACAACUUCGUCAUCUUUCCUUGAAAAUAAAAGACUCGCGUCUUUGGAUGAUGAAAUGAAACCUAUAAUUGCUCCUUUAAGCUUAAUUGAACAGUUAAAAGCAUCAAAUACCUCAUUGAAUAAACUUGAAUCUGAAAUUGAUGUUGUCAUUGGAAAUGAGACGGCGACAAGAUAUCGAGUUGAACAACAAAGAAAAGGAAGCAUACCAAAUGUGAACACAAAUCAAAAUAAAAAUGAAAAUAAGACAAAAACAAAGCCAAAGCUCUCGAAAUUCACAAGCAAGCAGAUUUCGUACUCCAGUGUUCUUCAAAGUCUUCUCAACAAUCCAAACGUUAAAGUGAAAAUUGCUGACCUUGGAAAUGCUUGUUUCGAUCAUUAUCACUUUACUGAUGACAUUCAAACAAGACAGUAUCGAAGUAUUGAAGUGUUGCUUGGAGUUCCUUACACAUACUCUGCAGAUAUUUGGAGCACAGCCUGUUUAGCUUUUGAAUUAGCAACCGGUGAUUACCUUUUCGAUCCACAUUCAGGAGAAAACUAUUCGAGAGAUGAAGAUCAUUUAGCACACAUCAUUGAACUUCUCGGUGGGAUCCCGCCAAACCUGAUAAUGAGAGGAAAACAUGGUUUAAAAUAUUUUACUAGUUAUGGUAAUUUACGUCAUAUAACUAAACUAAAGACAUGGAGCUUGUUUAACGUAUUGAUAGAAAAAUAUGAAUGGAAUUUAGACGACGCUCGUUCCUUCACUGAUUUCUUACUUCCAAUGUUAGAAUAUAAUCCAUUACUCAGAGCAUCAGCAAGACAAUGUUUACAGCAUUCAUGGCUUGAGGACGUGAAAUGAAAGCGAUAAUAUCAAUUACACUUUUCAGAAAAAGUUCUUCAUAUGGCUGAUAACAAUUUGCUGAUUAGCACAAGCACGAAUAACUGCCGACCGUAGCGUUAUAGAAAGUGUUGGAUUGGAGUAGAUCAAAUUAGUUUAAAUUUUCAUCGAGAUACUCUAUUCUCUUAAAUUAAGAGAUGUUUUUAUUCCUUAUAAGACCAGAUAUAAAUUUUUCUAAAACAUUACGAAUUGCUGAAUAUUUUGCUUUUGACAACAUAAAUAGUAAAAAUUUUACCAAAUCAAAAUCUAGAAGACAUUCGAAAUCUGAGGUAAAUAUUGUUAGUUUUUUUUUUCAUAUAUUUUGUUCGAAUAUUCAACUAAAAGAAUGGGGAAGCUACAAAAGAUCUCAUGAAUUUUAUUCACCGUUGAUAAUAAUGAUGAUACUGAAGAGUUUGAAAGUCAAAGAUGGAUAAAGAUUGUUCUUGUUUACCUUAUAUCAACAUAAAAAUGAGUUUCAUGUAUAAACAUUGGAAAUGCCAGCUCAGCGAUUCAUAAAAACUCAUAUUUCAAGACUUUUAUUAUCAUAAAAAAGUGUAGAAACAUGAAAAUAAUAAUCACUGUACAUCUUCGAUAACAGGAAAAUAAUCACAAGCAUCUGUGUAAAUUUACAUAUGAAUGAGCAUAUUGACAUUGAUGAGAAAUGAGAAAUAAAAAUCGUUAGGAAAA